This is a messenger RNA of Gekko japonicus, 2217 nucleotides long. RefSeq names its product SATB homeobox 2 (gene SATB2). Bases 16 to 2211 code for a protein of 731 amino acids. Gene Ontology annotation, biological process: regulation of transcription by RNA polymerase II; chromatin remodeling. The transcript has 10 exons. Gene Ontology annotation, molecular function: RNA polymerase II cis-regulatory region sequence-specific DNA binding; DNA-binding transcription factor activity, RNA polymerase II-specific. The record is from RefSeq and is a predicted model, not a curated record. NCBI's taxonomy places the organism in Eukaryota, Metazoa, Chordata, Lepidosauria, Squamata, Gekkonidae.
CCAACUCCGAGCAGUAUGGACCGGAGAAGUGAGAGUCCCUGUCUGAGGGAGAGCCCAGACAGAGGGAGCGGGAGCCCCGAAGUCAAAGGUCCUCCGCCGGUGAAGGUGGCCCGGCUGGAACAGAACGGCAGCCCCGUGGGAGCCCGAGGGAGGCCCAACGGCUCAGUCACCAAAUCAGUGGGAGGUUUGAUGAUUCCUGUUUUUUGUGUGGUGGAGCAGCUGGACAAUUCUCUUGAAUAUGAUAACCGAGAAGAACACGCGGAGUUUGUUCUGGUUCGGAAAGAUGUGCUUUUUAGUCAACUGGUGGAGACUGCACUGUUGGCUCUCGGAUAUUCUCACAGUUCUGCAGCUCAGGCACAAGGUAUAAUCAAACUCGGGAGAUGGAAUCCUCUUCCCCUCAGUUAUGUGACAGAUGCACCUGAUGCGACAGUUGCCGACAUGUUACAAGAUGUCUAUCAUGUUGUGACACUGAAAAUUCAAUUACAAAGUUGUUCAAAGUUGGAAGACCUGCCGGCAGAGCAGUGGAAUCACGCCACAGUCCGCAACGCCUUAAAGGAGCUGCUUAAAGCAAUGAACCAGAGCACAUUAGCCAAAGAAUGCCCCCUCUCUCAGAGUAUGAUAUCCUCCAUUGUGAACAGCACCUACUAUGCCAAUGUGUCAGCGACCAAGUGCCAGGAGUUUGGGAGAUGGUAUAAAAAGUACAAGAAGAUUAAAGUGGAAAGAGUUGAAAGAGACAACCUGUCAGAAUAUUGUGUUCUGGGUCAACGUCCCAUGCACUUACCAAAUAUCAACCAACUGGCAACCUUGGGCAAAACAAAUGAACAGUCUCCUCACGGCCCAAUUCACCACAGUACUCCAAUCAGAAACCAAGUGCCAACAUUGCAGCCAAUCAUGAGUCCCGGUCUUCUUUCACCUCAACUCAGUCCACAGCUUGUUAGGCAGCAGAUAGCAAUGGCUCACCUGAUUAACCAGCAGAUUGCAGUAAGCCGACUACUGGCUCAUCAGCACCCACAAGCUAUUAACCAACAGUUUCUAAAUCAUCCACCCAUCCCUAGAACCAUCAAGCCAGAGCCAACAAACUCCUCAGUGGAAGUCUCUCCGGAUAUCUACCAGCAAGUCAGAGAUGAGUUGAAGAGAGCCAGUGUGUCCCAAGCUGUAUUCGCAAGAGUGGCUUUCAAUCGCACCCAGGGAUUGCUAUCAGAGAUCCUGCGAAAAGAAGAAGACCCUAGAACAGCCUCCCAGUCCCUCCUGGUAAACCUGAGGGCAAUGCAGAAUUUCCUCAACCUGCCUGAGACAGAACGAGAUCGUAUAUAUCAGGAUGAGAGAGAGAGGAGUAUGAACUCCAGUGUGAGCAUGGUGUCUUCGGCCGCCAGCAGUCCAAGUUCCUCCAGAACCCCCCAGGCCAAAACCUCGACACCGACAACAGACCUCCCCAUUAAGGUGGAAGGAGCCAACAUCAACAUCACAGCUGCCAUUUAUGACGAGAUCCAGCAGGAGAUGAAAAGGGCCAAGGUGUCUCAGGCUCUGUUUGCCAAAGUGGCGGCCAACAAAAGUCAGGGUUGGCUAUGUGAGCUGCUCCGCUGGAAAGAAAACCCAAGUCCCGAAAACCGCACGCUUUGGGAAAACCUCUGCACCAUUCGGCGAUUCCUGAACCUCCCCCAGCACGAACGGGACGUAAUCUACGAAGAGGAGUCCAGGCACCACCACAACGAGCGGAUGCAGCACGUUGUCCAGCUCACCCCGGAGCCUGUGCAGGUCCUUCAUAGACAGCAAUCGCAGCCUGCCAAGGAGAACUCGCCUCCGAGAGAAGAAGCCCCACCCCCACCUCCAGAGGACACGUGCACCAAAAAAACGAGAUCCCGUACUAAGAUUUCUCUGGAGGCCUUGGGCAUCCUUCAGAGUUUCAUCCAUGAUGUUGGUCUCUAUCCAGACCAGGAGGCCAUCCACACUUUAUCUGCUCAGUUGGAUCUGCCUAAACACACCAUCAUCAAAUUCUUCCAGAACCAGCGUUACCAUGUAAAACAUCACGGGAAGCUAAAAGAGCAUUUGGGGACUGUGGUGGAUGUGGCAGAAUACAAAGAUGAGGAGCUUCUGACUGAGUCAGAAGAGAAUGACAGUGAGGAAGGCUCCGAGGAGAUGUACAAGGUGGAAACGGAAGAAGAGAACCCCGACAAAAGCAAGGCAGCGACUUCAGAAACUGACCAGAGAUAAUGUGAA